AUGAUUCAUGAGAUCCCCUCUUCUCAGUUGGACCCUUCCGAAUCCUCCACCAUAGACGUCAUGGUUGGAUCGCAUGAAGGUGGCUAUGGAGCGGACGGUGAAGGUGUUCAUCAUCUCGUUGCGACGGCGGUUGAUGAGCUGGAAGAGACGUAUCCUUGGACUAUGCUACAGUACCCUUUCCAACUCACCCCAUCAUCUGAUACACUAUCCGUCGAUGAAUUGUCAUACAAUGCAAAUCCAGGACCCUCUGAAGACUGGGAAGAGCCAUCUGAAGAACCAGAAGACGUCGACGCCUUCCUACGAUUCACUGGAGCUACCGUACGCGCCUCAACUGGGUUUUUGGUUAGCACCUGA
Messenger RNA from Caenorhabditis remanei, 354 nucleotides. RefSeq lists its product as uncharacterized. The transcript is spliced from 2 exons. The record is from RefSeq and is a predicted model, not a curated record. The coding region runs from base 1 to 354 and encodes 117 amino acids. Lineage: Eukaryota; Metazoa; Nematoda; Chromadorea; Rhabditida; Rhabditidae.